Naegleria gruberi is the source of this 1611-nucleotide messenger RNA. RefSeq lists its product as uncharacterized. Gene Ontology annotation, molecular function: zinc ion binding; RNA binding; protein binding. NCBI's taxonomy places the organism in Eukaryota, Heterolobosea, Eutetramitea, Acrasida, Naegleriidae. The transcript has a single exon. Gene Ontology annotation, biological process: RNA modification. The record is from RefSeq and is a predicted model, not a curated record. Bases 1 to 1611 code for a protein of 536 amino acids.
AUGUCAUUUUACACAAAAUGUGGCCAUCCUGAACUCGCGAUGGAGGAGUUUGAAAAACUGAAAAAGACAGGAGGAGUAGAUAUUGGUUCAUGGAAUUGUUUACUCCAAGCAUAUAUUAGCGCUGGAAACAUUUCAACAGCUAUUCAAACCUUUACAACAAUGCAAGGAAACAACAUAUCACCAAAUGACAUUAAAUUUACAAUUUUACUGAAAGGAUGUGCAGAUAAUAGAUUAUAUGAGGAAGGAGUAGAAAUUCACCGAAUGAUUCCAGAUGUUAUUGAGAAUAUUACUACUGAGCUCGCAACAUCCAUCAUGAACUUUUACACAAAGUGUGGUAAACCAUAUGUGGCAGUUGAUUUAUACGAUGAGUUUUGUGAGGCAGGUCUAGUUAAUGUCGGAACCUGUACUGCUUUGAUACAGGCUUUUAUUGAGAUAGGUGAUGCUAAUGAAGCUUUUACAGUUUUUAACGAAAUGCUGAAGCAAAAUUUUCAACCCAAUAUUGUAACAUAUCUUGUUUUGUUACAAGCAUGUUCUAGAUUUGUAUCAACCGACAGUGGUAACCGAGUGAUAAAACACAUUCAAGAUAAUGGGUUGUACAAUAAUGAAAUAAUACAAUCUUCGAUAGCUCUUUAUUUUUCAAAAAUUGGAGAGUUAGAAGCAUCCAAACAGAUUUUUGAUGAAUUGUUGAAAUAUGAAAAAGCUCUUUCAAUUGAAACAUGCAAUAACAUCCUUUCUGUUUUCGCACAUCAUGGUGAGGGAUCUGAAGCAUUCAAUUUUUACAUUUCAUUCAUAGAAAAGAAUAUUGAACCUACAGAAAAAACUUUCACAAUUCUGCUGAAUGCUCUUUCUCAUUCUGGAAUGGUAGAGCAUGUAUAUUCAGUAUUUUCCUCAAUUAAGCAUCCAUCCAUACAUAAUAAAUGUGCUAUGGUAGAUGCAUUGGCACGAAAAGGACUGUUAGAACAGGCAGAAAGUGUAAUUGAUCAUGAUGAUAGUUAUAUACUUUGGAAUACUUUAAUGUGUGGUUGUAGAAAAUUCAAUAACCUAGAGCUAGGAGAAAGAGUAUUCAAAAUAAUGAUAUCCAUCGAUGAAUUGGAACCUUCUGCCUAUUUAUUAUCACAUAUUUACAUGAACUAUGGACUUGUUGAAAAGGCAAAUAAAAUUAGAGAGCUAAUGAAAGAAAAGGGUAUUCAGGUAAUGCCCGGCAUUGUGUAUCACGAAGAAAAUGGAAUAACCUACAAAUUUGUAUCUGGCAAUGAUAAUUUUGACAGAUUCAAUGAGGUUGAGCAAAUGAGAGAUGAAAUUUUCAGAAAAAUCAUCAAAGCAGGUUAUGUGCCAGAUGUAAGAUGGGUACCAAAUACAGAGUUUAAGACUAAAGACGAAAGAGUUAAAGCCCUGUUAAGGCAUUCAGAAAAAACAGCAAUUGCUCAUGCUUUUGUGUUGAAUAAGGAUCGCAAGAAAAUAUUAUUAACCACAAACCUGAGGGUUUGCAAUGAUUGUCAUUCAGCAACAGCAUUUAUUUCUAAAGUGAUGGAUUGCGAAAUUAUUGUCAGGGAUGCCAAGAGAUUUCAUCAUUUUAAGAAUGGAAUUUGUAGCUGUAAUAACUAUUGGUAA